Messenger RNA from Anastrepha ludens (Mexican fruit fly), 698 nucleotides. RefSeq lists its product as uncharacterized. The transcript has 2 exons. The record is from RefSeq and is a predicted model, not a curated record. Lineage: Eukaryota; Metazoa; Arthropoda; Insecta; Diptera; Tephritidae. Bases 101 to 544 code for a protein of 147 amino acids.
AGUUUUAAAUAUAAAAAAUCUUGCUAGAUAUAUUGUCUUCUCAGAGGAUCCAGUUGAAACUAUAAAUUCAACGACAGAAGAAACCCCAAGCGCAUCAGCCAUGGAAAUUGAGCCUGAAAUUCAAGCAAGCACAAGCCGAAGACUCGUUACUCCCUGGGAAAUAUCUCCACCACCAAAGCUACGAGAUCCACCACCUAAUCGGAAAGGCCGGAAAACAAAGGCAACUGUUUUAACAACUUCGCCUUAUAAGUGUAAUUUGUUACAGAGCAUUGAAAGCAUUAACAUUAAUCCAUCCCCAAAACCCUCUAAUAAAAAAAAUAUUUCUACCAAAUCGUUUGUUGACUCGCAUUCAAGUGACAGUGAAGAGGAGUUUCCAGAUGUUCCACCAACAAAAGAAUCGUCUUGCAACUACUGUGGCAAAAUUUAUGGGCAGGAUAUAAUAAUGAAGCCUUGGACCUCUUGUCUGCAAUGCGAACAAAUUUGGGCCCACGAAAAGUGUAUUCCCAAUCGAAGUGCUAUUUUUCUUUGCGAUUCUUGUAAGUAAUAUUGUAAGUAAUACUCUUACAAGUGCUAUGAAUUUUAUUGUUGCGUUUUUUGUCAAUUGAAGCUUAAAAUAUUUUUGUUCAAUAUGUUUUAAUUCAGUUCAUAUUCCUUUUUUAAAUGGUUCGCAAUAAAAUUUUAGUUAUCAAUCAAAAGUA